AUGACAACAGCUUCUACUGUUGAUCGUCCCAAGAUGGCGGAGGAGGAGAAUAGCACCGCGCUCCCAGUUUCUACUGAAGCCAAGAAACGACGAGCACCUAAAGCUCCAGACCUUCCCAUAGUGGAGAGGAGAAACUGGCUGAUCCACCAGCACUACAUCCGCAAGGACUACGACACCUGCAAGGUGAUCAUCAAAGAGCAGCUGCAGGAGACCAAUGGCAUUUGUGAAUAUGCCAUCUACGUUCAAGCACUAAUCUUGCGUCUCGAGGGCAAGAUCCAAGAGUCCCUGGAGCUGUUCCAGAGCUGCGCCAUCCUGAAUCCCAGCAGCACCGACAACCUGAAGCAAGUGGCCCGAUCGCUAUUUCUUCUGGGGAAGCACAAAGCGGCCAUUGAAUUCUAUCAUGAAGCUGCACGGCUCAACGAGAAGGACUGGGAGAUCAGCCAUAAUCUGGGGGUGUGUUACUUCUUCAUCAAAGACUUCAAAAACGCUGAAGAACAUCUAAACACGGCUCUCCAGAUAAAUAAGCACGACAAGACUUUCAUGAUGCUGGGGAAGGUUCAUUUGCUGGCGGGAGAGACUGACAAGGCCAUUGAAGUGUAUAAGAAAGCCGUGGAAUCGUCUCCGGAGAACACCGAGCUGCUCACCACGCUCGGCCUGCUCUUCCUGCAGCUUGGAAAAUACCAGAAGGCGUUUGAACACCUUGGAAACGCGCUCACCUUUGACCCCAACAAUUACAAGGCCAUCCUGGCUGCAGGCAGCAUGAUGCAGACGCACGGCGACUUCGACGUGGCCAUGAACAAGUACCGCGUGGCGGCGUGCGCCGUGCCCGAGAGCCCCCCGCUCUGGAACAACAUCGGCAUGUGCUUCUUCGGCAAGAAGAAAUACGUAGCGGCCAUCAGCUGCCUGAAGCGAGCCCACUACCUGUCUCCCUUCGACUGGAAAGUCCUGUACAACCUGGGCCUGGUCCACCUGACCAUGCAGCAGUACGCCUCGGCCUUCCACUUCCUCAGCGCCUCCAUCAAUCUCAACCCGCGCAUGGGGGAGCUCUACAUGCUGCUGGCAGUGGCUCUGACCAACCUGGAGGACGUGGAGAACGCCACCAGAGCGUAUGAGCAGGCCGCCACCCUGGACGAGUCCAAUCCCCUGGUGAACCUGAACUUCGCCAUCUUCCUCUACAACCACGGAGACAAAAAGGCGGCUCUGGAUCAGUACCAGGAGAUGGAGCGGAAGGUCAACGUGCUCCGAGACAGCAGCAGCAGCUUCGAGUUUGAUCCCGAGCUGAUGGACAUGGCUCAGAAGAUGGGCGCCGCCCUGCAGGUGACCGACGGUCUGGUGUGGACCAAACCGGGGAAGGACUCCAAGUCCAAACCUCAGUCUGCCGCCGCCGCCAAGAGCCCCGGCGCCGAGCUGGGAACCAACCAGGCUCUGGGCCAGGCCAUGUCGUCGGCCGCCAGCUACAACAGGAACCUGCAGCUGCCGGCAGGGGUUUCCAAAGGCUCGUCCGUGACUGCCGAGUCGGAUCCAGAUGUGGAUGCGGCCCCCAGCCCCCCCUCCGACCCGCCGGGAUCUCCAGAUCCAGAAGACCCCGAAACCAGCAGACCCCGAUCCUCCAAGAAGAAAUCCAAGGUGGAGGAGUGAAGGAACAGCAGCCAUGUGGCUCGGUGUGGCUCGACGUGAAGGCAGAGGGAUCUGAGAGGUUCACGUCAUGUUCAUUUAUCCAAAUCAGCCACAAUAGAUGUUGCAGUUAAAAAAACAAAAAAACAAACUUCAUUUCAGAACUUGGAAAUGUGAGCAUUCGUGAAGUGUUGAGAGCUCGACGAGCUCAGCAAUAAGCUUCGAUCCAUUUCUCCUGGUCUUGUAACCCCUGUGAAGUAGGAGUGACGUGACGGCGACGCUGCGACAAUCAAAGGAAGGCUUCCUGUAAGAUAACGCUCCAGUGUAAAUACAAACACGCGCUUUUCUAUGUGAAUAACUGUUUAUAGGAGAUUAUGUAUUUAAUAUUAAAAGAAGAGGCUUUA
Messenger RNA from Salarias fasciatus (jewelled blenny), 2018 nucleotides. RefSeq names its product Bardet-Biedl syndrome 4 (gene bbs4). The record is from RefSeq and is a predicted model, not a curated record. Gene Ontology annotation, molecular function: protein binding. The transcript is spliced from 16 exons. The coding region runs from base 1 to 1638 and encodes 545 amino acids. Gene Ontology annotation, biological process: cilium assembly; protein localization to cilium. Gene Ontology annotation, cellular component: ciliary basal body. NCBI's taxonomy places the organism in Eukaryota, Metazoa, Chordata, Actinopteri, Blenniiformes, Blenniidae.